AUUUUGUAAUAUAAUGUAAGCUUAAUAGCUACAACGUACAGUACAUGCACCGCUUCACUAGGAAUGGAAUGACACAACAUAUGAAUAUAGGUUAAAAUUGCUUUGAACAUAAGUUACUAAAAUAACAAAAAGGAUAUCGAAUAUUAAAAUAUGAAGAUUUGCGGCCCGUUGCUUCUGUUCAUUUCUUUUUUUCUUCAUGACACAUCUCAGGAUUACGGCAUGAAUGGUGGUAAAUCGACUAAAUUCUAUCAUACAUUUGGGUGCAUCUACGAAAUACCAACGAUUAGGACAGAAGAAAUGACGCUCGGUUUACAGGACAUGGAAAUAGGAAUUCUACAAUGUUUAACAACAUGUCAGAAGUCAGAGCAACCAAAAUGUGUCGCAGUGAAUUAUAACAUAAAGGACGCAACCUGUCAACUUUUAGCCAAACAGCCUAAAUUCAAAUACGAAUUGAGGCGAGCAAAAGAAUGGAGGGUGUAUUCAGAGAAACCUCUCGCUGUGUUGGAUCUACCACAAGACUGUAACGGUAUACAAGGUCCGAGGUAUGAUAUGAUACAACCAGACCUUGAGAAGCCACCAUUUCAAGUAAACUGCAACAAUUAUCGGACUUUAAUUCAGAGACAAUAUGCCGAUACAAAUGCAUAUUUUGAGGCACGCACCUGGUCGGAUUAUCGAUCGGGAUUCAACGGUUCAGAUGGCUCUUUUUGGGUCGGUUUGGAAAACAUACAUGCUCUCAUCAGUACGUAUAGUUAUAGUGUCUCAUUUAACAUUAAGGAUUCAAAUUCAAAUUGGAAGAGGGCAACCUACUCGGAUUUUUCAAUUAGUGAUGAGAAUGAUGGGUAUAGGUUACAAAUUGGUGGUUUCCAACCAGGUGGGGGUCUACAGGAUGACAUUUUUAACAAUGGAGAAAACAACAAUAUCAAUGGAUCUAUGUUUCUAACUAAGGAGAACAUCACUGAGAGCAAUUCUUGCGCAAGCCAAGGAGGUUGGUGGUACAACAACUGUACAGCUGUUAAUUUUAACACUGCUAAAGGAAAAAAGUUUUGGGGAAAUAUUCAAGAUAUUUCGAAAGUAAAUAUAUUUUUGGUGAGAAAAUAAGGAAUCAUUCACUUUGUCCAAAUGAUGGAGGAGAGUCAUUCCAUGGGCUUUUAAGAGAAUUG
Owenia fusiformis is the source of this 1160-nucleotide messenger RNA. The record is from the annotation of a GenBank genome assembly. NCBI's taxonomy places the organism in Eukaryota, Metazoa, Annelida, Polychaeta, Sabellida, Oweniidae.